Molecule: messenger RNA, 1446 nt
Organism: Diplodia corticola
Lineage: Eukaryota; Fungi; Ascomycota; Dothideomycetes; Botryosphaeriales; Botryosphaeriaceae
Product: thermophilic desulfurizing enzyme family protein
Exons: 3
Coding region: 1-1446 (481 amino acids)
Biological process (GO): L-leucine catabolic process
Molecular function (GO): flavin adenine dinucleotide binding; 3-methylbutanoyl-CoA dehydrogenase activity
Source: RefSeq, a predicted model, not a curated record
AUGGCCACCAUCAUCAACGGCCACAGCACCCACGGCGGGGGCAUCCCCCCUCCCGCCACCGACCCGGCCAUCUACGAAGAAUACCGGUUCAAAUGGUCCGUCCUGCCCUCGUCGGCCGACGAGUGGCUCGACCGCGCCGCCGACGUCAAAGAGGUGCUCGCGCGGGACGCCGCGAAGCGCGACCGCGAGAACAAGACGCCGCGGGCCGAGAUUGCGCUGCUGAAGCAUUCGGGGCUGCUGAAGGUGUUGGGGCCGCGGCAGUACGGGGGUGGAGGCCAGCCGUGGGCGGUGGGAUAUAAGGCUGUCAGGGAGGUUGCGAAGGGAGAUGGAUCGAUUGGCAUGCUGCUGGGCUAUCAUCUCCUCUGGAGCACGACGGCGAAUGUGGUGGGCACGGCGGAGCAGGCCGAGGCGCUGCAGGAGUACAUCGUUGGGAACAACCUGUUCCUCGGCGGCGCCGUCAACCCGCGCGACAACGACCUGAAGGUGACGUCCGAGGGCGACACGCUCGUGUGGAACGGGUUCAAGAACUUCAACACCGGCGGCGUCAUCUCCGACCUCACCGUCCUCGAGGGCGUGCUCGAGGGCGCCCCGGCCGGCGAGGACCACAUCUUCACCGUCGUCCGCACAGAGCAGCCCGGCAUCCAGUUCGCGUACAACUGGGACAACAUCGGCCUGCGCCUGACCGAGUCGGGCAGCGUCCGCAUCGACAACGUCGUCGUGCCGUGGUCGGACGCCCUGGGCUGGGACGCCAGCACGAGGAAGCCAAACCCGAACGUCCUGGGCAUCCCAUACGCCACAUUACUCCUACCAACCAUCCAACUCAUCUUCUCCAACUUCUACCUCGGCAUCGCGCAGGGCGCCCUCGACGCCGCCGCCGCCUACACGCGCAAAUCCACGCGCGCCUGGCCGUACGUCACGGGCGGCACGCGCAGCGACGCCAAGGACACGCCGCUCGACGAGUUCUACGUGCUCGAGCGCUACGGCCACUUCCACGCGCGCCUCGCCGCCGCCGACGCCCUCGCCGACCGCGCCGGCCACGCCGCCUCCAAGCUCUACGCCGCCUACAACCACCACGGCCACCGCGACACGGACACGCACAUCGACGUCGCCUUGCCCCACGACAGCAGCGCCGAAACCCUCACCCGCAUCGACGUCGCCCACCAGCACCGCACCGACAACCGUCCCCGCCUCACCGCCCGCCAGCGCGGCGAGUUCGCGGAACUCGUCGCCGCCGUCAAGGUCGUCACCACCGACGUCGGGCUCGAGGUGACGAGCGGCGUGUUUGAAGUCACGGGCAGCCGCGCGACGGCGGCGGGCGUGGGGCUCGAUCGCUUCUGGCGCGACGUCCGCACCCACUCGCUGCACGACCCCGUCGCGUACAAGCGCCGCGAGCUGGGCCGCUGGGUGCUGCUGGAUGAGGUGCCGGAGGUUACGUGGUAUACGUGA